AUGGAUGAGCAACAAUUCAAACAGGAUCACAACCGUCAUUACCGAUAUAUACAUCUAAAAUCAUGGCAGUUGGAUCAACCACGACGCACCGACUCAACGACAGCAGAGUAUCGGGUCUCUGGGCGAUUUCAACCCCGUCAUGGUGACCUCAGUGAUUGGGAACGAGCUGUCAAAGGCGCCCGCAACAUCGUCGAGGCAUUCUCUGCGCUCCCAACGCAGACCAGCGCAUUCGCGACUUUGCCAUCCUGGGCAAUCGCCGAACGGGGAGUCGUCUUCUUCCGUGCCCAGGGUAAUCUCACCAAUGACCUGCGAAAGGAACUCAUCCUGCGCAUGGGAGAUCUUACCGGCCGCCCAUCCGGCCACGGCCUGCACAUCCACCCCGUCACCGACGACGCCCGCGAAUUCGGCGAUGCAGACCCCCAGAUCAGCACCAAAACUCGGAGGGCCGCAAGACGGUCUACAAGGGAUUCGACCACACGAAGAUGGCGGCUCGAUAUCUCGUCCGAGAAGGCCCCGCGGACUUUUCAGUUGGCGCCUGGGCAACUGCCCACGGCUGCAGGCGACACGCUCUGGGCAUCCGGGUAUGAGAUCUACAAUCGGAUCAGUAGGUUCUACCGGGCGUUUCUGGAGACGUUGACUGCCACCGAUGCGGGUGUGGGGUUUCAAAAAGUUGGCGCAGUCGGGCAAGUUCCAGCUGUACGAGAAGGAGCGCGGGGCGCUGGUGAAUGUGGGAGGGGGAUUGUCGGCUGUCCAUCCCGUUGUCAGGACAAAUCCGAUCGCCGGGUGGAAGUCGAUUUUCCCAUAGAUCAAUGGAAAACGAGCAGAGAGAGCGCGAACAUGCUACAAUGGUUCCAUGACAUGAUCACCUACGGACAUGAUCUCCAGGUUCGCUUCAAAUGGAACCAGCCGAAUGAUAUUGCAAUCUGGGACAAUCGCAGGGCCUUCCACACUGCCACAGGCGAUCAUGAAGGAUUCGGUCCGAGGAGCGGUAACCGUGCCGUAGGCGUGGGUAAGAUUCCAUACUUCGGUCCCGCAAGCAAGUCGCGCAGAGAGGACCUAGGUAUUGAAGAUAAUCUUGCCCCUUGUCAUUGGUAG
Aspergillus udagawae is the source of this 1095-nucleotide messenger RNA. Its product is annotated as TauD/TfdA dioxygenase family protein. NCBI's taxonomy places the organism in Eukaryota, Fungi, Ascomycota, Eurotiomycetes, Eurotiales, Aspergillaceae. Gene Ontology annotation, cellular component: cytoplasm. Gene Ontology annotation, molecular function: 2-oxoglutarate-dependent dioxygenase activity. The transcript is spliced from 5 exons. The coding region runs from base 1 to 1095 and encodes 364 amino acids. The record is from RefSeq and is a predicted model, not a curated record.